Molecule: messenger RNA, 3630 nt
Organism: Trichechus manatus latirostris (Florida manatee)
Lineage: Eukaryota; Metazoa; Chordata; Mammalia; Sirenia; Trichechidae
Gene: MAGEL2
Product: MAGE family member L2
Exons: 2
Coding region: 1-3630 (1209 amino acids)
Biological process (GO): negative regulation of transcription by RNA polymerase II
Cellular component (GO): nucleus
Source: RefSeq, a predicted model, not a curated record
AUGUCGCAGCUAAGUAAGAAUCUGGGUGAUUCGAGUCCUCCUAUUGAGGCCCCGAAGCCACCGGUCUAUAGCCGCCCUACGGUUCUGAUGCGGGCUCCGCCCGCCUCCUCCCGGGCCCCACCAGUCCCUUGGGAUCCACCUCCUAUUGACUUGCAGGCUUCAUUGGCCGCUUGGCAGGCACCUCAGCCUGCCUGGGAGGCCCCACAGGGCCAGCCGCCAGCCCCAGUGGCUCCGAUGGCCCAACCUCCGGCCCUAGGGGCCCAGAUGGUCCAGCCUCCCCCUCUGGGAGGCCCGAUGGGCAAGCCUCCGACUCCUGGAGUCCUGAUGGUCCAUCCUCCUCCCCCUCCGGGAGCUCCGAUGGCCCAGCCUCCAGCUCCUGGAGUUCUUAUGGUCCAUCAUUCAGCUCCCGGGACUCCGAUGUCCCACCCUCCCCCUCCGGGGACGCCGAUGGUCCAUCCUCCACCUCCGGGGACCCCGAUGGCCCAUCCUCCACCUCCGGGGACCCCGAUGGCCCAUCCUCCCCCUCCGGGGACCCCGAUGGCCCAUCCUCCCCCGCCGGGGACCCCGAUGGCCCAUCCUCCCCCUCCGGGGACACCGAUGGCGCACCCUCCCCCGCCGGGGACACCGAUGGCCCAUCCUCCCCCGCCGGGGACCCCGAUGGCCCAUCCUCCCCCUCCGGGGACACCGAUGGCGCACCCUCCCCCGCCGGGGACACCGAUGGCCCAUCCUCCCCCGCCGGGGACCCCGAUGGCCCACCCUCCAGCUCCGGGAGUCCUGAUGGCCCAGCCUUUGACUCCGGGAGUCCUGAUGGUCCAGUCUCCAGCGCCGGGAACUCCAAUGGCUCAGCAUCCACCUCCAGGAGCCUUGAUGACCCAGCCUCCGCCUCCAGUGGUCUCGAUGGCCAAGCCUCCAGGUCCUGGCGUUCUGAUGAUCCAUCCUCCAGGUUCCAGAGCUCCGAUCACCCAGCCUCCAGCUUCAGGGGCCCCAAUGGCGCAGCCGGCGGCCCCACCUGCACAGCCUCUGGCUUCUUGGGCCCCACAGUCUCAGCCUCUGAUCCUGCAAAUCCAGUCUCAGGUUAUAAGGGCUCCUCCGCAGGUUCCCCAGGGCCCGCAGGCCACACAGGCGCAGCUGACCACGCCCCCAGGCUGGCAGGCCACCUCGCCUGGCUGGCAAGCCCCUCCACAAGGCUGGCAAGCCACACCCCUAGGCUGGCAGACCACGCAGGUCACCUGGCAAGCCCCAGCGAUUGCUUGGCAGGCGCCUCCAUCCGUGCGCCAGGGCCCUCCGCCCAUCCGACCAGGCCCGCCACCCAUCCGGCCCGGCCCGCCGCCGGUGCGCCGGACCCCACCCCAGAUCCGCCAGGCCCCUCCGCUGAUCCGCCAGGCUCCACCGCCCAUCCGGCCAGCGCCGCAGGUCCUGGCGACCCCGCCGCAUCUCUGGCAGGCCCUUCCGCCCCCUCCACCUCUGAGGCAGGCCCCGCAGGCCCGGCUGCCGGCCCCGCAGGUGCAGACGGCCCCGCAGGUGCAGGCGGCUCCGCAGGUGCAGGCGGCGCCGCAGGCGGCCCCGCAGGUGCAGGCAGUCCCGCAGGUGCAGGCGCCCCAGGCCCAGUCUUCAGCCCAGCAGAUCGCGCACUGCCCGCCCAUCAUCUGGCAGGCCCCCAAGGGCCAAGCCCCAGUGCCACAAGAGAUGCCAACGUCUAUGGAGUUCCAGGAGGUGCAGCAGGCCCAGUCGCUGGCCUGGCCAGCCCCGAAGGCCCCCGCUCACUUUUGGCAGUCCCUGCCUGCCCAGGAGGCCCAGAGGCAGGGUCCGCAGCUGGUCCAGCUGGAGCAGCCCUUUCAGGGGGCUCCGCCCUCCCAGAAGGCCCUGCAAAUCCAGCUACCCACCCAGCAGGCCCAGUCCUCGGGCCCGCAAGCAGAGCUGCCUACCCUGCAGCUCCAGCCCUCCUGGCAGGCCCCGCCUGGAGCCAUGCAGGCCAAGCCUGCAGCCUCCUUAGAGGCAGCAAAUUUUCACCUGGGCUCGGCUAAAUCACUGAUGACUCCCCCAUCCGGAGAAUCCAGGGCCUCUUCGGUAGACCAAAGGGCCUCCUCCAAGGAGCGCAGGACCUCUUCAAAGGAGCGCAGGGCUCCUUCAAAGGACCGCAUGAUCUUCGCUGCCACUUUUUGUGCCCCAAGGGCAGUGCCAGCUGCCAGGGCACACCUGCCAACUGCCUGGAAAAACUUACCUGCAGAGACCUUUACUGCCACCUCAAGGGUCUUUCCAGCUACCUCCCAGGUCCACUUUGCUUCUUCUGUUACCUUUAAGGGUCCAUCUGUCACCUCAGAGACCCCAAAGUCACUGCCACUUGCUCUGCAGGAUCCAUUUGCCUGUGCAGAAGCCCUGCCUGCUGUUUCCUGGGUUCCUCGGCCCAACUCCAAUGUCUCAAAGGCAUCAAAGGCAGCAUCCAGCUUCCUGAUGGCCUCAGCAGCUGCCCCCCAGGCAACAACCACCAACGACGGGGCCUCUAAGAUCUCCCAGCAGCGCCGCUCAGGCAAAGUUGCCCGGAAGAAGAAGCAUCUGAAUGCCCAAGAAGACAGCAGUGGUCACAUGUUGGCCCUACAUGACUGGCAGGCCCCAAGGCCCUGGGACAAUCUGAACUUGAGUGACUGGGAGGGCCAAAGCCCCCUCCAGGUCCUGGGUGACUGGGAGGGCCCCAGCAUCUCCUGUGGCCUGAGUGGCUGGGAGGGCCCCAGUACCUCCAGGAUCCUGAGUGGCUGGGAAGGACCCAGCACCUCCUUGGCUCUGAGUGCCUGGGAGUGUCCAAGCACCUCAAAUGUUCUGAACCUGUGGGAAAGCUCAGGGAACCCUGAGCCAGUGAUCUUCUCUGAGGUCCCAAGUCUCUCUCAGGGACUUGGUGCCACCCAGGAUGAGCCCAAGUUGGAGACUCAGCCAUUGUCUCCCUUGGAUGAGAGAGCAAAUGCAUUGGUACAGUUCCUCUUGGUCAAGGACCAAGCCAAGGUGCCCAUCAAGCGCUCAGAGAUGGUGAAAGUCAUUAUCCGUGAAUAUAAAGAUGAGUGCUUGGAUAUCAUCAGCCGAGCCAACCAUAAGUUAGAGUGUGCUUUUGGCUAUCAAUUGAAGGAAAUUGAUCAAAAAAACCACUCUUAUAUUAUCAUCAACAAGUUGGGCCAUCAUAAAGAUGAGCCAGUGGCAUCAUAUUUAGACACGCCCAAGCUUGGACUCCUGAUGGUGGUCCUGAGUCUUAUUUUCAUGAGAGGCAAUUGUGUCAGGGAGCAUCUUAUCUUUGAUUUUCUGUCCAAGUUAGGGUUGGAUACCCAGGAGACACACGGUCUCUUUGGAAAUACAAACAAGCUCAUCACGGAGGUGUUUGUCAGGCAGAGGUACUUAGAGUACAGGCGAAUCCCCCACACUGAGCCAGCAGAAUAUGAGUUCCUCUGGGGCCCUCGAGCAUUCCUUGAAACCAGCAAGAUGCUUGUCCUCAGGUUUGUGGCCAGGCUCCAUAAGAGGGAUCCACGGUGUUGGCCAUUCCAUUACCUGGAAGCACUGGCAGAAUGUGAAUCUGAAGAUUUGGAAGACGAUGAGGCUGGAGCAGGUGAUAACACCGGUGGCCCCACCAGCAGUUCCCCUCCCCGCUAG